AUGGGGGUCAUGGAGAAGAGCCGGGGAAGCCGUCCUGGCCUGCUGGCUCCCCCUAGCUGUGCUGGGGAGACAGCGCAGGUGCGGCGGACGCCGACAGGGCCCUUCACACCCCAUGUACUUGUGUAUGUAUGUGUGUGGCUAGUAGCUGCUGCCUGUGUCUGUGGCUUCACUGUGGCACAGAUUAUCACAUCCUUGGUGUUUCACCUGCCCUUCCAGACGUCCAACCAAGUCCGUCACUUUUUCUGUGACAUCUCCCCUGUUCUCAAGUGAUGAUGCCACCAUGCCCACUUCACUCAGAUCACCAUUUUCCUGCUCUGUGUGUUGGUCCUGGUUAUCCCUCUGUUGUUGAUCUUGGCAUCAUACGUUCACAUAAUUUCUGCCAUCCUCCAAUUCUCUUCCACAUUAGGCAGGUACAAAGCAUUUUCUACCUGUGCUUCUCACCUCAUUGUGGUCAUAGUCCACUAUGGAUGUGCCUCUUUUAUCUAUCUAAGGCCUAAGUCCAGCUACUCUUCAAGCCAGGAUGUUCUGAUAUCCGUGUCCUACACUAUCCUAACUCCAUUGUUCAACCCGGUUAUCUACAGCUUAAGAAACAAAGAGUUCAAAUCAGCUCUUCAUAGAGUUAUAGGAAGAACAGUUACCCUAAGACAAUGCUAAUCUGUAUCCUGCCUGUUUUCAAAUAACUAAGAAUAAUGGACACAGAGGGAAAUUCUCUAGAUGGAAAUAAAUAAGCAAUUGCACAUCGUGU
Molecule: messenger RNA, 745 nt
Organism: Cricetulus griseus (Chinese hamster)
Lineage: Eukaryota; Metazoa; Chordata; Mammalia; Rodentia; Cricetidae
Source: RefSeq, a predicted model, not a curated record